AUGAGUAAGAAGGUAGUGCUGGAGGAAGAUGAGUAUGUGGAGACGCUGGGCCUAAUUAUUGAGCGAGACUUCUUCCCAGACCUACCUAAGCUCCAGAAACAGAGACGGCUUCUGCUUGCUGACGAGGGGACUGAAACAGCUUUGCGCGCUAUAUCGACUACUAGCGACGACACAUCAGUGCGGAGCAAUGCGAGCGUAGUAGGUUGGGAUCAACCUACUCCGUAUGCUAAGCUAGCGGCUGGCGACCGGGUUCAGGUCGAAGAUGACUCCAAUAGUGUUAUGGCAUCCAUGACCCUUAACCGCUUUGUGGCAACUCAUACUUCUGAAGAUAAUGAGUCUUUCAAGGAAUUGCAAGAAAAAGCGGUCAAUGACCAUCAAAGAAAGUAUCAUUGGGCUUUCGAUGAAAACAAAGAUAAAGGGGAUUCGAAGCUUCAUUUGUUGGCAAAUGGCACUUGGAUCUCGAAAGAUCAACGAAAACUUGUAGACGAAGCAUGUGCUCCGAAAGGUCUUAAGGAUGACAGACCAGGCUUUCCUGAGACGUGGAGGUAUCGUGCGAGAAAUCCAUUAAUCUUUCAACCUGAGCUGGAAGCAACACGAGACAUCUGCCAAAUCAAAGCUGCUUCCAAAGGUCAGCUCUUGCUCGAGAAAGAUCCAAAUUCGCGUUCAAGACUACCUCCUAGAUCAAGGGCAAAAACAGUUUACGCUAAUUCUAGGUUUUUCUCAAAUGACGUUCAAUUGGUCGAGUCCGAAUGUGGGGGUGGAUCGUCGGCUUCACGAGAUAAAUAUUCUUUAGUGCCGAUGACACCAAUCAUAGCUCCGGGUGUUGAUGCAAGCCCUUUAAUGACAUGGGGAGAUAUUGAAGCCACACCAACGAUUUUAGACAACGAGGCAACGCCUGGACGUAUUUGGAACACACCAUCUUUUGAGAUUCAAGAUACGUCGCGGCGGGAAAAAGUGGCAACUCGGUUGGAAUCAGAAGCUCGCCACCGCAACCCCAACCUGCGGUUGCCAGGGCAAAAUACGCCGCUAAGAAGUCGUUACAAGGCUGAACACACGCACAUGUCUCGAAAUGUUCGUGCCCGCAUGUCCAGUGUCCGAUCGGCUCUACGCACUCCAGUAGGCUCAGAUACGCAGUUACGUGCAAGCUAUUCCACGCCUUUACGACUACCAAAACCUUCGUCCAAGACACGAAAGACAAGAUGA
Plasmopara halstedii is the source of this 1203-nucleotide messenger RNA. Its product is annotated as Nuclear protein ES2. Gene Ontology annotation, cellular component: catalytic step 2 spliceosome. The transcript is spliced from 7 exons. The coding region runs from base 1 to 1203 and encodes 400 amino acids. The record is from RefSeq and is a predicted model, not a curated record. NCBI's taxonomy places the organism in Eukaryota, Oomycota, Peronosporomycetes, Peronosporales, Peronosporaceae.